CUUGGCUGAUGCACAAAUUGAGCGCUAAGUGCUUAAUUAGCUAAAAGCGACAAGUAAAAUAACAAAUAAACAAAUGAGAGCACAAAUGUAGCGGCGUUUGUUUUGCUAUCAACUUUCUCGUUAGUUGUGGAACUUCAAUCAAAGCUAUGUCGUAACAAUUACUUAGCCAAUUUCGCAUUCAACCACAUUUUGAACAAAAUUCAACAAUUCGCAAUUGGGCAGUUAAAUCGGAAGCAUGUCGUUGGCAGCAAAGGUCACGUUGAGUUUGGCGGUUUGCGUCUCGAGCGCCAUUAUAGGUUAUGUCCACUAUAAACAGUCGGACGACCGCUACAAGCUGCAUCAGGGCGUGCUGCGCGAUGUGGAGCAGCAGCAGCGACGCAAGCACGAGAACAGAUACAAUUUGCAGCAACAAAUCGACAUGACCAAACAGUUGAAAUCGGCGCGGGACAAGGAGACGGAAGCGAAUGAGGACGAGCCAGACGCCGAGCCAAACGAAUCCCAAAAGGCAACAGCAGCCGCAGCCGCAGCAGCAGCUGCUAUAGAUGCAGUUCUGCCAGCCGCUGUGCUUCAGACACCGCUUUAGUCGCGCCUAAAUCUAAUUAAUGAACUAACCAAAUAUACAUGUCCAUGAUUAUGGCAAGA
Messenger RNA from Drosophila novamexicana, 642 nucleotides. RefSeq lists its product as uncharacterized. NCBI's taxonomy places the organism in Eukaryota, Metazoa, Arthropoda, Insecta, Diptera, Drosophilidae. The record is from RefSeq and is a predicted model, not a curated record. Gene Ontology annotation, cellular component: mitochondrion. The coding region runs from base 236 to 583 and encodes 115 amino acids. The transcript is spliced from 2 exons. Gene Ontology annotation, biological process: mitochondrial respiratory chain complex IV assembly.